Molecule: messenger RNA, 908 nt
Organism: Pistacia vera
Lineage: Eukaryota; Viridiplantae; Streptophyta; Magnoliopsida; Sapindales; Anacardiaceae
Product: 18.1 kDa class I heat shock protein-like
Exons: 1
Coding region: 149-613 (154 amino acids)
Biological process (GO): response to hydrogen peroxide; protein folding; response to salt stress
Source: RefSeq, a predicted model, not a curated record
AGAUGCUCUAUCCAACUCCAGAAAUUUCAAGAACUUAUUAUUCUCUUCCAUGCAUCUGAUUUAAAUACCAUUUUCUUACCAUCCAAACAUAGCAUUAAUUCAACUGAAAACAUUCGCUAUAACUCUCUUCCAAUUCCCUUUAACAAAAAUGGCCUUGCUUCCCUCACUCAUGAAUCAACAAAGCAUCUUCAAUCCUUUUCGAGGUUUAAUUUUCUCAGAAAAUGUGGAAACCCAAAUGGACUGGAAAGAAACUCCACAUGCCCACAUCUUCGAAUUUGAUCUUCCUGGCCUUACAAGAGAAGACGUCAAACUGGAAGUUCAUGAAGGUAGGGUUUUGCAUAUAAGUGCUGAGAGAAAAGAAGAGCCUGAAGAGAAAGGCGACAAGUGGCACUGCAAGGAGAGGACAAGUGGUAGCUUCAUGAGGCAGUUUCGUUUGCCUGAAAAUGCUAAAGUUGAUGAGAUUAAAGCCUCAAUGCGUGAUGGGGUACUCAUUGUGAAUGUGCCUAAAGAUGAAAGGAAGAAGAAGAGUAAGCACAAGUCAUCAGUUGAAAUUUCUGGGGAAGAAGGUCAUCCCCCUAAAGGACUUGGCCGUUUUGUCUGCUGCAAAGCUUGAGGAAAUCAGUUCAUGUUAUGUGUGUUCUAUGAACAAUUAUUCACAUUUGUGAAUUGUGAUGGUGUGAUGUGAUCUUUUUUGUAUCUGGGUUUGUUUGAUUUUCUGUUUGUUACUGGUGUUAUUGUAAAUAUACAUUAAAAAGGAAAAAGAAGUUGUUCAAUACAAGAAUAGCAUUGUUAAUCUGUGUAAUAGCUGGAUCGACUAUGGAAUUAAUGAAGAAUUAACACCAACAGUUCAUUAUCUGUCACAAAAUGCCGACUUUACUCUUGAGAAAUAUGCUCUGUUAUGCAGAAUC